AUGCAUCGUCUUUUUGCUGAGCUGGAGCCAUCUUUAACCGUCACAGAGCAAAACCUGGCAGACCGAGUUCGGUAUAUCUUGCGCUCAAAUAUAUUUGAUGUCGCCGAACUCGAACGGCUACGACGUGAGGCUGUUCCCUCGUCGGAUGAGAAUGCUACGGCUGAGGAUGCGGCGCCACAAAUGGUAGAGCAACCCGCAAACGUGGAUGCCGCCGUGAAUACCCCAGUUGUGGUUGAUUCAAGCGAUGAUGGAACAGUCACCCAGGAACUGGAAUUAGAGCAUAUGAGGAGUACAUUGGAAGAGGCGAUUGUGGAAACGCGCAGUACGCCUCUCGAAAAUCGACCGCGACUUCCCCCGCAUAGCCCUAAGCAAGCGGAAUCGGGCUGUCGUGAGGGCUCUGAACCCAAUGCUGGUGAACUAUUUGGAAGCCAGCCGGGACCUUUGCGAGACGGACUCAAUACUUUUUGGCGCCGCGCUGGCAGUCUGCCGUAUCAUAGGCGCCAAGGUUUCCACGGCUGGACGCGCUACUGGCCAUAG
Molecule: messenger RNA, 537 nt
Organism: Parnassius apollo (apollo)
Lineage: Eukaryota; Metazoa; Arthropoda; Insecta; Lepidoptera; Papilionidae
Source: the annotation of a GenBank genome assembly